ACACCCAGAAGAUCUUCAGAGAACCCAGUUAUAGAAACGGAAGUGGAAAUGACGCCUCUUCAUGCCGUGUCAAAGGUUAUUAGCUGCCCUUAUACUUCCUUUAUUGUUGGUGACGGCCAUUGAAUACUAUCGAAAUGGGAAAGUUUAUGAAAGCAGGGAAGGUGGUUUUGGUACUGGCAGGACGAUAUGCUGGACGUAAGGCUGUCAUCGUGAAGAACCAUGAUGAUGGCACUGCUGACAGACCAUACAGUCAUGCCUUAGUGGCAGGAAUCAACCGAUAUCCUCGUAAGGUCACCGCCCCAAUGGGGAAGAAAAAGAUUGCCAAGCGGUCCAAGAUUAAGACUUUUGUGAAGGUGUUCAACUAUAAUCAUCUUAUGCCAACUAGAUACUCUGUUGAUAUUCCCUUGGAUAAGACUGUUGUCAACAAAGAUAUUUUCAGGGAUCCAGUACUGAGACGCAAAGCUAGAAGAGAAGCCAAAGUCAAGUUUGAGGAAAGAUACAAGACUGGCAAAAACAAAUGGUUCUUCCAGAAGCUCCGAUUCUAAGCUCAAAAAUUGGCUCUACAUUAAAUAAACAUUUAUUUAAAACAA
Molecule: messenger RNA, 590 nt
Organism: Protopterus annectens (West African lungfish)
Lineage: Eukaryota; Metazoa; Chordata; Ceratodontiformes; Protopteridae
Gene: RPL27
Product: ribosomal protein L27
Exons: 5
Coding region: 135-545 (136 amino acids)
Biological process (GO): translation
Cellular component (GO): ribosome; cytosolic large ribosomal subunit
Molecular function (GO): structural constituent of ribosome
Source: RefSeq, a predicted model, not a curated record